AACAAACAACCGAAUUCAAACUGUUAUAUAUGCAGAGUUGGCAUUAUUGACUUCCAAAUGUAUUCUACAUCAGCUUCCUGAUUUUUAUUUUUUUUUUUAAAGGAACAUCCUUUCGCGUUUCUUGUACAGACGGAAUGACUUUACGGUUGCACAGCUUCUUUUCCAUUGGUGCCCGUUUGUUUACUUCAAAACAAGAGGCGGAAACGAGGAUUGAAACGACAUCGUAAGCAUGGAGGCAGAACUGGAGUUUUUGCGUGAUCAAGUCCGCAGGCUAAAUUCUGCUCUCAGCCAGUAUCAAUAUGGGCACGGUGCUCUGUCCACAUCUUCUCAGGUUGAGGAGGAAAGACGCACUGAGUCUCCUGUGCCCUGGAUCUCAGAUAGAGGUAUAAUGGCUCCUCUGAUAGCUGAGUAUGAUCGGCACAUGGAAGAAAUGACUGAACAGCUGCAGAGAUAUCAGACACAGAUGACAGAUGUCAAAUUGAAGUUGGAGAGGGUUGUCAAGGAAAAUGAAAGGCUUCAUGCAGAGCUGAGAGAGUCUGUUGAGAAGCAGCUUCAUGCCCUGCCCACAGCUUCAGGAGUAGAGGGCAGCACGUUGGAAGAAGAUGCGGUCAUCAAAAAUCUCCAAGAACAGGUCCAGCUGUCUGAACAGGAGCGGAUGCAGGCCAUGGAACUGUGGCAGACCACAGCCCAGGAGCUGGAUCGCCUCCAGCAGGUCUACCAGAAGACAAUCUCUGAAGGACAAAUCCAUGACUCCCAGAGACAGCAGCUCAAGGAUCAGCUUGUUCACUUUCAGCAGCACACAUACAAACUCCAAGCGGCCAAUCAGAAACUGGAAUCGACAAACCAGCAGUUCCUGAAGACAGUGACAGAGCAGAGCACGGAGAUGGAGGAGCUACACAGCCAGCUCAGGCAAGCCAAAGCUGAAUUGAGGACAGCCACAGCCAAAGUGGAUGAAAUGACCAAGCUGUUGCAGAAUCUCCAGGAACAGAUGCAGAGACGGGAAGAGGACAUGGGUGAAGCACGGGGCCGUGAACACGCAGCAGACAGACGACUGCAGCAGCUUCAGGCAGCCCUGAGCCAGCUGGAGACCAGGCUAAAAGCUGCAUCACAGGAGGCAGAGGCAGUUCGCAGAGAACAAACUGUGUGGGAGCGAAAGGUGGGGGAACUCCAGGCACGUUGCACCACUCUCGAAGAGGAGAAGUAUGAAGCCCUGUCUAAAGUUCGAGAGAGCGUUCAAGUGGCCGAAGAAGCCACAUUGCACAAAGACCAGGCCCUGUUAAGAGAGAAGCAGAAAACAGAAGAGCUGGAAAAGACAAAGGAAGCAAUCAAGCAGUUGAUCUAUGAUGCUGCAGUCCGCACCAAGAAGGAGGUGGGAAAUGUUCGCAAACAGUGCAAUGUUCAAAUCCACCGUAUGGCAGAGGAGCUGUCUGCACUGCAGCUGGAGUGUUCAGAUAAAGAGUCUCAGAUUGAAAGGUCCCUGCGAGAGAGAAAAGCUGUAGAGGAGGAGCUGGAGAAGGUAUAUAAGGAAGGCAGGGCAGAGCCAGAGUUCAGGAAGAUUGAUGCCCUUCAUCAGAGGUGUCUAGAUGCUGAGAGGCAGAGGGAAGACAUAAGUCUCACUCUGCAAAGCACGCAGAACAAACUUAAAACGAUGGAGAUGGAGUAUAGCGAGGAGCUGUCACGAUGCCAGGAAGAAGUGCGACGCCUGCAGAGCUCUCUGGCUUCAGCCCGCAAUGACUGCAUCGAUGUCAGCGAAGAGCGGCUGCAACUGCAGCAGGAGAACUUUCAGCUCCGCAAGGAGAUGGAUGAGUUGCGCAAAGCCACCCUGCAAGUCCAGAAUAAGGCCAAGCAACAGGUAUCUAAGUUGGAGCAAGAGUACAGCUUAAAGGAGCAAGAACUGGAUGCACGAGUGAGGGAGCUGGAGGAAAGCAGUCGAAGUUCUAGCGCUGAUCUCACUCGACUUCUUACAGCUCAGCAGAAAAGUACACAGCGAUGGAAGGAAGAGGCCAAGAACCUGGUCCAUGCAUUUGAGACUAAAAUCACGACCCUUAAGGCUGAGCUGAAUCGACAGAAGCAGCGUUCACGUGAGCUGGAGGCGCAGCUUCAAACUGACCAUGACACAAUUUCUGAGUAUGAGAAGCAGCUAGCGGAGUAUCAAGAGAAGACUAGUCGUCUCCAGAGACGGCUGACGCAAGCGGAACAAAGGGCAACUACUGCUUCACAGCAGCUGAAUAGGUUGCAAUCUCAGCGAAGAAAAACAGCCUCGGUGGAUCUAGAGCAUGUCUAAUGUGGCACAAGAAAGCACUGCUUUCAUGUUUUCCAUUCUUUUUGUGUACCAAUGCUAUAUGAAAAAUGAAUUUUUCAUUUUGUUAUAAAAAAUAAAACUAAU
Molecule: messenger RNA, 2386 nt
Organism: Pundamilia nyererei
Lineage: Eukaryota; Metazoa; Chordata; Actinopteri; Cichliformes; Cichlidae
Gene: sclt1
Product: sodium channel and clathrin linker 1
Exons: 22
Coding region: 230-2284 (684 amino acids)
Biological process (GO): cilium assembly; clustering of voltage-gated sodium channels
Cellular component (GO): centriole
Source: RefSeq, a predicted model, not a curated record